AUGCCGAUCGUAAAACCAUUUCCAGUAGAAAAGGAGUUCGAGAAGAACCCGGAUAUAUCUCCAGAUGAUAUCCGGAAGUUGCGGGAAUGGUUGAAGACCCAGCCCCAUUUGCCGGAAGAACAUAUAACAGACUUAGACCUCGUGUGUACAUACUUCUGCUGUGAUAAAAGCGCUGAGGUGUCGAAACAGGUCCUCGACCUCCAUUACACCGUACGAACCCUUUUCACGCAACUGUUUAAAGAUCGGGAAGUCAACGACGCUGUACUACGGAGUUUGUCAUUGGUCCUUGCAGCUCCACUUCCGAUGCCAACAGUCAAUGGCUACAGAGCGAUCUAUUGUCGUCUGUUGGAUGGAGACGUCAAAAGUUUCGUCUUAUCGGAAAUAAUUCGUACCGUUUUGAUGGUGUUCGAUCUUUGGCAAUAUGAGGAAGGAACUUGGCCUGGGUUUGUUCUCAUUAUAGACAUGGAAUUGGUAUCUCUGGGUCACCUUCCGAAGCUAGAAUUGUUAACAGUGAGGCAGAUUCUCUAUUUUCUCCAGGAGUGCAUGUUGAUCAAAUUAAAAGAGGUGCACUUCCUGAACGCGCCUAGUUUUAUGGACAAGGUGAUGAUGAUUUUAAGGCCGUUUAUGAAAAAAUCCUUGAUCGAUAUUAUCAAUAUUCAUGAGCGCGCAUCGGAAUCCGUAUACAAGUUCCUUCCAAAGGCGUCUUUACCGAAAGAAUACGGGGGCGAAUACAAAAGUAUAUUCACAAUACGAGAUGAAACCAUCCGUCGUUUGCAAGAUAACAAGCAAUUUUACAUUGAUGAAAAUAAAAAACGAGUGAAUGAAUCCGUUCGUGCGAAUGGUAAAAAGAAAACUGUCGAAGAUCUAUUCGGUAUACACGGUAGCUUCAAGAAAUUGGACAUCGACUGAAAACGAACUAUCUACAAAUACUUCUUGAUAGAAUAAUUAUUAUCAUAUUA
Messenger RNA from Melitaea cinxia (Glanville fritillary), 959 nucleotides. RefSeq names its product alpha-tocopherol transfer protein-like. Gene Ontology annotation, molecular function: phosphatidylinositol bisphosphate binding. The record is from RefSeq and is a predicted model, not a curated record. The transcript is spliced from 6 exons. The coding region runs from base 1 to 909 and encodes 302 amino acids. NCBI's taxonomy places the organism in Eukaryota, Metazoa, Arthropoda, Insecta, Lepidoptera, Nymphalidae. Gene Ontology annotation, cellular component: membrane.